Lynx canadensis (Canada lynx) is the source of this 801-nucleotide messenger RNA. It is a transcript of the gene FIS1, whose product is annotated as fission, mitochondrial 1. NCBI's taxonomy places the organism in Eukaryota, Metazoa, Chordata, Mammalia, Carnivora, Felidae. Gene Ontology annotation, biological process: mitochondrial fission; mitochondrial fragmentation involved in apoptotic process; peroxisome fission. Bases 126 to 584 code for a protein of 152 amino acids. Gene Ontology annotation, molecular function: protein binding. The record is from RefSeq and is a predicted model, not a curated record. Gene Ontology annotation, cellular component: peroxisomal membrane; mitochondrial outer membrane. The transcript is spliced from 5 exons.
GGCUCUGCGUGGGGAGGGGGCUCGCUUCCGCCGGACGACGGAAGCGGCCCUCCGGCCCUACCAGUGGGCCAUGGAGACGGUGGCACAGUAGCGACCUAGGUGUAAGGAUUGCAGGGGCGGCGGCCAUGGAGGCCGUACUGAACGAGCUGGUGUCUGUGGACGACCUGCUGAAGUUUGAAAAGAAAUUUCAGUCUGAGAAGGCAGGAGGCUCCGUGUCCAAGAGCACGCAGUUUGAGUACGCCUGGUGCCUGGUGCGAAGCAAGUACAAUGAUGACAUCCGCAAAGGCAUCGCACUACUGGAGGAGCUGCUGCCCAACGGGAGCAAAGAGGAGCAGCGGGAUUAUGUUUUCUACCUGGCUGUGGGGAACUACCGGCUCAAGGAAUAUGAGAAGGCACUAAAGUAUGUGCGGGGGCUGCUGCAGACAGAGCCCCAGAACAACCAGGCCAAGGAACUGGAGCAGCUUAUUGACAAGGCCAUGAAGAAAGACGGACUAGUGGGCAUGGCCAUUGUUGGAGGGAUGGCCCUGGGCGUGGCGGGCCUGGCUGGACUCAUCGGACUUGCUGUAUCCAAGUCCAAAUCCUAAAGGAGACCGCGCCUCCGCCUCUGCCCAGGGAUGCCUGAGAGCCUGUGGAGGACGUUCGAAGCGGGGGUGGGGGGGUGGCCGUCCAUCCUUUCCGUCCCUUCCCCUGUACCCCAUCACUGCCCUCCGCCUUCGGCCUCCUCUCCCCAGAGACCUGUCCAAUAGCCCCAAACCACGUGCUCCGGGACGAGUGUAAAUAAAACUGGGCUUUGGCUCGGAA